Rhopalosiphum maidis (corn leaf aphid) is the source of this 1068-nucleotide messenger RNA. Its product is annotated as proteasome subunit beta type-7-like. Gene Ontology annotation, cellular component: proteasome core complex. The coding region runs from base 137 to 949 and encodes 270 amino acids. Lineage: Eukaryota; Metazoa; Arthropoda; Insecta; Hemiptera; Aphididae. The record is from RefSeq and is a predicted model, not a curated record. The transcript is spliced from 6 exons.
CUAUGAAAAUAUCGAAAACAUGAUAGUGGAAAAUUAGUUAAAAAGUUAUAUUAUACUCAUAUAAGUCAUAAUAUAAUUACAAUAACAUCAAUCAAAUCACAUCGUUUGUAGUUACAUUUACCUUUUUGAAUUAAAAAUGGCAUUAAACUACAGUUCUAUCGACGAUGACGGUGCUUUUUCAUUCAGGAAUCUUGAAAGAAAUGCAAAACUUGAAAAAAUGGGACUAAAAAUGCCUAGUUUUCGAAAAACAGGUACUACAAUUGUAGGAGUGACUACUCGCGAUUGUGUCAUUUUAGCUGCAGAUACACGUGCUACAUCAGAUACAAUAGUCAUGGAAAAAAAUUGUGAAAAAAUCCAUUACAUUGGCAAAUAUAUGCAUUGUUGUGGUGCUGGUACAGCAGCAGACACUAUGCAAGUUACACGUAUGGUAUCUGCCAAUGUUUCCUUGCAGGCAUUCAAAUUUCCUGAUGAAAUGGUUCCUGUUGCAUUUGCUGCCAGGUCACUCCGUCAAUACCUUUUCAAAUACAUGGGUUAUGUUUCAGCCGCAUUAAUUUUGGGUGGUAUUGAUAACAGUGGCUCACAUUUAUAUUCCAUUUACCCUCAUGGUUCAAUUGAUAAAUUACCUUAUAUAUCUAUGGGAUCAGGAAGCAUGGCAGCUAUUUCAGAACUUGAAAGUCGCUGGAAUGAAAAUUUAACUGAAGAAGAAGGUAUGAAACUGGCAUGCGAUGCUAUUUUGGGUGGUGUAUUUAAUGAUCUUGGAUCUGGAAGUAAUGUGGAUCUAUGUGUUAUCAAAAAAGAUGGAACUCGUAUGCUCAGAAACUAUUUGACACCUAAUAAGAAGCCAGCAACUGCUAAAUAUGUUUAUCCAACUGGUUUGACUAAAGUUUUGCACAAAAGUGAAAUCAAAUUCCAAAUUGCUGAAGAAACUGUCAUGGAAGUCGAUUCUUAAAUUUUUUUUUUUUAAAUUUAAGUUUUAAGUAUGAAUAAGAAUUAUUUUGUAUACAUUUUCUUUUUCCGAUAAAACUGUUUUUAAAUUGGUAUUGGUGUCAACAUUUUAUUUAUGUAAAA